GCGUAAGAGUAGAGGUCACGACUGUGUUGUCAGGCACUUCCGGUAUGCGGGACGAUGCAGUGAUUUCAGUGGCUUGCUGCAAACAUGCCGUGAUUCCCGCAGAAGGACACUCGAUGGGUGUGGCAGUGAUUGGCAGGACUUGAUUUGAUUGACAGUGAUUGACAGCUGCCGCCAUGAAACCCAUCCACUUUGUGGACCCCAACAAUCUCCUGCUAUGCGCCAUCAUCACAGCGGCCAUGCAGAUCUUCUUUUUCGGCAUAGCGGCGACCUUCAGAUUCGACAAGGUCACGGAUUUUGCAGGAGGGACAAAUUUCAUGGUGCUGGCGUUGAUGACACUUCUUCUCGCACAGACGUUCUCGGUUCGACAGAUCCUGGUGACGGCGUUCGUGUGCGCCUGGGGCAUUCGGCUGUCGGGUUACCUCCUCUACCGCAUCAUCAAGAUAGGAGAAGACAAACGGUUCGACGACAAGAGGGACAACUUGUGUGCAUUUGCAGGAUUCUGGACAUUCCAGGCCAUCUGGGUGUUCACAGUCAGCCUCCCUGUGAUCUUCACCAACUGUUCCUACUCCAACGUCAACAACUACUUCACCGUGCAGGACAUCGUCGGCAUCUCCAUGUACGGGCUCGGCCUGCUCACAGAAACGUUCGCCGACUUCCAGAAAUUCAACUUCCGAGACAACCCAGCAAACAAUGGGAAAUGGUGUGACUAUGGCCUGUGGAAGUGGUCGAGACACCCCAACUACUUUGGAGAGAUCCUGCUGUGGUGGGGGAUGUUCCUGAUCAGUACCAGUGUGAUCCAGGGAGGCCAGUGGGCCGGCAUCAUCGGUCCUGUCUUCAUCACCUCCAUCCUGCUCUUCCUCAGUGGCAUCCCGCUCCUCGAGAAAAAGUCUGACGAGAGAUAUGGAAAGGUGGAGGCCUACAGGGAAUACAAGCGUAGCACCAGCCCCCUGGUUCCUCUGCCUCCGUACUUCUACGGACGGCUUCCCGACGCGGUCAAGUGUUUUGUCUGCUGCGAGUUCCCACUGUACAACACCAUGGACGAGGCGGACGAGGACGAACUUGAGGUCAAAGUUGACGAGGUCAAUGGGAAGGCCCGGGCAAACAGUGCAUGAUGGGGCAAUGAGGAACUAUAGGAAAAACCAAACUGGACGAGACACAGAAAUAGCAAAGGAAAUUACAACUGCUUAACAUUCAAAGAGACUUUAAGUAUUCCAAUUUUGUUGUUGCCCAGGCAUGUGUUAUAUACAGCUGAAGUUGCCACAGGUUCAAUAAGAGGAUAGUCAAAAAGAAAUAGCAUUGUGUAAUCAUGGUGUAGGGUAGCAUACAAGUUAAGAGAGUAGAAACAGCAGAACCUGAAUCUGUUGACUGAGUUUACAUAAAACAAUACAUGGUUGGAAUUUUCUACUUGUUUUCAAAUUAUAUAGGAAUUACUGUAUAUUCCAGCUGCUGAACUAACGGGUUAUGAAACGACAUUGUGCAUUAUCAUGCUGAGGGAACAUACUGAAAUAGUUUGUAAAUAAUAUAUCGGGAAAUAACCGUCAGAACGUUUUUAUUUCUUUUCUAAUGUAUGGUGAGGAGCUAGGGGGCGCAAUGUGGGGAAAUUAGAUAGCAUGUCCACAACUACAUGACACAUGUAGACGUUAAUUUUAAAAUCUGUCAACCAACUACAAAAAUGGCUUUUAGUGACAGAUUUAAGUAUAACAUAGUCAUCAUUGAAAUGUAGUGACAAAAAUCAUAUCAUAAUCAUGAACUAUGCAGGACGUUUUUUUCACUUUCAGAGUGAUCAUUUGAGAAUGUACUAGUCUGACAGUGAUGCUGUGUACUAAAUUUUGGCUUCUAGGAAGCUUUUUCUUUGGGGGAUGGGUUCAUUUUAUCAACUACAUACUUUUCCUAACAAAUCCCCCUAGAGAAACUAAAUUUGGGGUACCUACUUUUGAAAACUAGAACUAGGUUUAGAUGUGUAGGGACAUUGUACACAGAAGGCACACUCACUUCUCCACAAUCAUGUAUGAAAGUCAGUGACAUGUAUUGAAUUAUUUGACUUGUCUACAUCUGAUUUUAUAGAGGUAACAUUGAAUUGUCAACUUGAAUUUUAGUCAAUGUUUUUAAGUCUUUUUUCAUGUUCAGUGCAAUGUUUCAUCUUUUACCUUUUGUUGUAUAAUUUCCUUUUUUUAAUGCUAGCUGACAUUAACAAUUGUGUUGUGUACACAAAAUGCAAGGUUUAAAUACAGUAUUAAAUUUUUUCUUUGGAUU
Molecule: messenger RNA, 2253 nt
Organism: Branchiostoma floridae (Florida lancelet)
Lineage: Eukaryota; Metazoa; Chordata; Leptocardii; Amphioxiformes; Branchiostomatidae
Exons: 6
Coding region: 174-1112 (312 amino acids)
Biological process (GO): lipid metabolic process
Cellular component (GO): membrane
Molecular function (GO): oxidoreductase activity, acting on the CH-CH group of donors
Source: RefSeq, a predicted model, not a curated record